This is a messenger RNA of Podarcis raffonei (Aeolian wall lizard), 5344 nucleotides long. It is a transcript of the gene PC, whose product is annotated as pyruvate carboxylase. The coding region runs from base 473 to 4009 and encodes 1178 amino acids. Lineage: Eukaryota; Metazoa; Chordata; Lepidosauria; Squamata; Lacertidae. The transcript is spliced from 23 exons. Gene Ontology annotation, cellular component: cytoplasm. Gene Ontology annotation, molecular function: metal ion binding; pyruvate carboxylase activity; ATP binding. Gene Ontology annotation, biological process: gluconeogenesis; pyruvate metabolic process. The record is from RefSeq and is a predicted model, not a curated record.
GGGGUUGCGGCUGGCCCGGUGAGGAAGCGGAGCCAGGCGGCGCCUGGCAAGGAGGCGAGAAGCAGCAAGCGGGGAAGGCAGCGCGGCGGCGGCGAACAGAGCGGGUGGCGGCCACAGUUCUGCUUUUUUGAACCCAGGACAUCAAGCUGGGUGUGUGAAGGGUGGCCAGGAUUGGACCAAAUGCUCUAGAGGAGGACAGUGGCCUUGAAGGUAGCUGAUCCCAGCUCGCCUCCUGCAGUAUCAGCCUUUGUUUAUCUAUUGGCCAACUGCUGCCAAAGUUCGGGACUCUUGUCAGGUCCUUCCGUGUCUGGGAUUCUGCCUGCAGUCUGGAGAGAGAGACACACACAGAGGGCUGAAGUAUCUUUCGGAUUUUCCGUUGAGAGACCCACGUGGGCUGCUUCUUGUUUUUCAAGGCAUCGUAGGGUACGUAGGAUUUGCAGUUUCUUGCUUUGAAGGAAGGGGUCUUGAGAACAUGUUGCAGCUGCGUUUUGCCAAGGGAGGGGUGGCCUUCUUGGCCCUCAAGCGGCUCUCGCUAUGCCCUGCUGCUUUCCACAGCACCCAGCGCGUGGAAUACAAGCCCAUUAAGAAGGUGAUGGUGGCCAACAGAGGGGAGAUUGCGAUCCGGGUGUUCCGAGCAUGCACUGAGCUAGGCAUCCGGACGGUGGCUGUGUAUUCGGAGCAGGACACAGGGCAGAUGCACCGACAGAAAGCGGAUGAAGCUUACCUCAUUGGCCGGGGGCUUCCCCCUGUCCAGGCCUACCUGCACAUUCCGGACAUCAUUCAAGUUGCCAAGGAGAACGAAGUGGAUGCUGUCCACCCUGGCUACGGCUUCCUCUCUGAGCGAUCUGACUUCGCCCAGGCCUGCAUUGAGGCUGGCGUGCGUUUCAUUGGGCCCUCUCCUGAAGUGGUGCAGAAGAUGGGCGACAAGGUAGAGGCCCGCGCCAUCGCCAUCUCCGCAGGGGUGCCUGUGGUUCCUGGGACAGACGCCCCCAUUUCCUCGCUCAGCGAGGCUCAGGAGUUCUCCAAGACUUACGGGUUCCCCAUCAUCUUCAAAGCUGCCUACGGCGGAGGAGGGCGGGGCAUGAGAGUCGUGCGCAGCUAUGAGGAGCUGGAGGAAAACUACACCCGGGCUUUUUCGGAGGCUCUGUCCGCAUUUGGGAAUGGGGCUCUGUUUGUGGAGAAGUUUGUGGAGAAGCCAAGACACAUUGAAGUCCAGAUUUUGGGUGACAAAUAUGGGAACGUAGUGCACCUGUACGAGAGAGACUGCUCCAUCCAGAGGCGGCACCAGAAAGUUGUGGAGAUUGCACCUGCCGCCCACCUCGACUCCCAGCUGCGCUCCAAACUCACCAACGAUGCCGUCAAGCUGGCAAAGCAGGUGGGAUAUGAGAAUGCUGGCACGGUGGAGUUUCUGGUGGACAAGCAAGGCAAGCAUUACUUCAUUGAGGUCAACUCCCGGCUUCAAGUGGAGCACACAGUGACUGAAGAAAUCACAGAUGUGGACCUCGUCCAUGCCCAAAUCCACAUCUCUGAGGGGAAGAGCCUUCCUGACCUGGGCCUCAAACAGGACAACGUGCGGAUCAAUGGAUGUGCCAUCCAGUGCCGAGUGACGACUGAGGACCCUUCCCGUGGGUUCCAGCCUGACACUGGCCGAAUUGAGGUUUUCCGGAGUGGCGAGGGCAUGGGGAUCCGACUGGACAGUGCCUCUGCCUUUCAGGGGGCCAUCAUCUCGCCACACUACGACUCCCUCCUGGUGAAAGUCAUUGCUCACGGCAAAGACCACACCACGGCAGCUUCCAAGAUGAGCCGCGCCCUGGCUGAGUUCCGGAUCCGCGGGGUCAAGACCAACAUCCCUUUCCUACAGAAUGUGCUUGGCAAUGACCAGUUUCUCCGUGGCACCGUGGACACCCAGUUCAUCGAUGAGAACCCUGACCUUUUCAAUUUGCGACCUGGCCAGAAUCGAGCCCAGAAACUGCUCCACUACCUGGGCCAUGUCAUGGUGAACGGACCCAUCACACCCAUCCCAGUGAACGCCAGGCCUUCGCCCAUUGACCCAGUUAUCCCUUCUGUUCCUCUGGGUCAGCCGCCCACCGGUUUCCGAGACGUCCUUCUCCGCGAGGGCCCUUCCGGGUUUGCCAAGGCCAUUCGCCAGCACCGGGGCUUGCUCCUGAUGGACACCACCUUCAGGGAUGCUCACCAGUCGCUUCUGGCCACCCGAGUCCGCACCCACGACCUGAAGAAGAUCUCACCCUUUGUGGCGCACAACUUCAACAACCUCUUUAGCAUGGAGAACUGGGGAGGCGCCACCUUUGAUGUGGCCAUGCGCUUCCUCUACGAAUGCCCCUGGCGCCGCCUCCAAGAGUUGCGCGAGCUCAUCCCCAACAUCCCCUUCCAGAUGCUGCUGAGAGGGGCCAACGCUGUGGGCUACACCAACUAUCCAGACAACUCUGUCUUCAAGUUCUGCCAAGUGGCCAAGGAGAACGGGAUGGACAUUUUCCGGGUCUUUGACUCCCUCAAUUACCUGCCCAACAUGCUGCUGGGGAUGGAGGCGGCUGGGCAGGCAGGAGGCGUGGUGGAGGCCGCCAUCUCCUACACGGGGGAUGUGGCUGACCCUAGCCGGACCAAGUACAACCUGGACUACUACGUCAACCUGGCCGAGGAGCUGGUCAAAGCUGGCACCCACAUCUUGGCCAUCAAGGACAUGGCCGGCGUCCUGAAGCCACAGGCCUCCUCCAUGCUGGUGUCGGCGCUGCGCGAACACUUCCCCAACAUCCCGCUGCACAUCCACACACACGACACUUCGGGUGCCGGGGUGGCCUCCAUGCUGGCUUGCGCCGCUGCAGGGGCCGACAUUGUGGACGUUGCCGUGGACGCCAUGUCUGGGAUGACCUCCCAGCCGAGCAUGGGCGCCAUGGUGGCCUGCACCCGCGGGACUGAGCACGACACAGGCAUCCAGAUAGAGAAAGUGUUUGACUACAGUGAAUACUGGGAGAUGGCGCGGGGCCUCUAUGCCUCCUUUGACUGCACGGCCACCAUGAAGUCCGGCAACGCGGAUGUGUACGAGAACGAGAUCCCCGGAGGCCAGUACACCAACCUCCACUUCCAGGCCCACAGCAUGGGGCUGGGGAACAAGUUCAAGCAGGUGAAGAAGGCCUACGUCGAGGCCAACAAGCUCCUCGGGGACCUUAUCAAGGUGACGCCCUCCUCCAAGAUUGUGGGCGACCUGGCGCAGUUCAUGGUCCAGAACAACCUGACGCGGGAGGAAGUGGAGGCUCAGGCGGACGAGCUCUCCUUCCCGCUCUCAGUGGUGGAGUUUCUGCAGGGCUACAUUGGCAUCCCCUAUGGGGGGUUCCCAGAGCCCUUCCGCUCCAAGGUAUUAAAAGACCUGCCCCGCGUCGAGGGCCGCCCAGGAGCCUCACUUCCCCCCAUGGACUUUGUGAAGUUGGAGAAGGAGCUGUGCGAACAGCACGAAGAAGAGAUCACCCCUGAGGACGUUCUCUCAGCUGCUAUGUACCCCAAAGUCUUCAACGAGUUCAAGGAUUUCACAGCCAACUUUGGCCCCGUCGAAUGCCUCAACACCCGCCUCUUCCUGGAGGGGCCGAAGAUCGCGGAAGAGUUUGAGGUGGAGCUGGAACGUGGCAAGACCCUCCACAUCAAAGCCUUAGCGCUGGGAGACUUAAACCGGGCUGGCCAGAGGGAGGUCUUCUUUGAAAUGAAUGGGCAACUGCGCUCCAUCCUGGUCAAGGACACAAAAGCCAUGAAGGAAAUGCAUUUCCACCCCAAAGCCCUGAAGGACGUCAAAGGCCAGAUUGGGGCCCCCAUGCCCGGGAAGGUGAUUGACAUCAAAGUGCGGGAAGGGGACCCCAUCGAGAAGGGGAAGCCCCUCUGCGUCCUGAGCGCCAUGAAGAUGGAGACGGUGGUCAACUCACCCUUGACGGGGACCAUCAAGAAGAUCUACGUCAAGCCAGAGAUGAGCUUGGAAGGGGACGACCUGAUCUUGGAGAUUGAAUAGCCAGCCCUCCCCUGCUCCAGAAGCAGAACAACUUGUCCCACGCACACGACCACCCACUGAAAACUGCUGUUUCCCCUCCCUCCGUUGUAACCCAAGCCCUUGCAACGAAGCCCCUCCUUCUGUAGAAACUCUUCACCUUCUCCCCACUAUCCCUUGCCAGGCCUGUAUUCUGAAUGCUUCAGAUGGGGGGGAAGCGCACAGAAAUAAAAGCAUGGCAGCAGGGAGGGAGGGAGCGAUCACGUGGGUCAGGGAGACACAGCAAGCGCCCGCUGGUUCCAACUUAGGAGGCAGACAAGGAAAAGCCCCCCUUUUUUUGAGGAGGGGGGAUUUCAGCUGCUGCCUCCUUUCAAGAAAGUGAUGGCAGUUUCAGCCCCCUCCACCAAAAGUGGAGCCUUGGAGAAAACAGACCUGAGUGGGGAAGGAGACCCCAUCUCCAUAGAUGCACAUGCGCCCUCUGCCCAGACCCCAUGGACCAAUUUAGCGGGGGGGGGCAGGGAGUUGUGCUAGGGAUGCCAUCAUUUCCUUACCACCUCCCUCUGCUGCUGCUGCUGCUGCCGCCUACUGCUGACUUCACUACAUGCUUCUCCCCAACCUCGGGGGGGGGGGGGAAUCUUCUGUAGGACAGAUUUCCUCCCUCAGAGCUCCACCCCACCCUCCACACCUCUUAGAAUGAACAUUUCAGGUCCAGUAUUGCCUUAUGGUUGGGAGGAGGGGAGCAGGGUUAGGACCCUCCCUUCCUCUUCCAUCACUCACUUCCUUAAUCACUCAUUACAAUUGCCAAAACAGAGACUGCUUCUCAAGCCAAAUUGCAGAGCAAUGGGGGUGGCAGAAACCUUUUUGGGGGGGGAUGGAGCAGUUCAACUCCCUCCCCCUACAUGUGAUGUACAAAGCAAUCCCAGUCACCAGAAUGACCUAGGCCAGCUGCCACCAACAUGGUAGCCCUCUGGUUUUUUUGGACUACAAAUCCCAUCAGCCUCAGCCAGCACGUACUGAUGGGAGUUGUAGUCCAAAAUGGCCGUGUUGGCCUCAGAUGGUGUGUUGUUUACAGGGUUGUUCACCAAGGGCUGGGAGGGAAACCAGGGUGAGGUCCCCUCUUCCUCCUCCUCCCGCCCAUGGGUGAGGGAACAAAACGGAAUAAUGGAGCGCAAAUCAUUUCGACUCCACACUGAGGAACUGGACUGAGCCAGCCAGCAUGUCGGCAUCUGAAGAAUCAUGGGAUUUUUUUAUGAGACCAGCAGGUGAAACGUGGGAUCCACAGAAAUUUCACUUGAAAGAAACGAAAUCUAUAUAUAAAUAUCUAUAUAAAUAUCUCUAUAUAAAAGCUCAUCAAGACAA